Acomys russatus (golden spiny mouse) is the source of this 2365-nucleotide messenger RNA. RefSeq names its product endoplasmic reticulum oxidoreductase 1 beta (gene Ero1b). Gene Ontology annotation, molecular function: FAD binding; thiol oxidase activity; protein-disulfide reductase activity. Gene Ontology annotation, cellular component: endoplasmic reticulum; endoplasmic reticulum membrane. NCBI's taxonomy places the organism in Eukaryota, Metazoa, Chordata, Mammalia, Rodentia, Muridae. Bases 28 to 1431 code for a protein of 467 amino acids. The record is from RefSeq and is a predicted model, not a curated record. The transcript has 16 exons. Gene Ontology annotation, biological process: protein folding in endoplasmic reticulum.
GAGGCGACCCCAGCGGCCGAGGUCACCAUGAGUCCCGGUUUUCAGCGGGCGGUCGCCGGGCAGGGGGCGGCGGCCGCAGUGCAACUGCUUGUCAUCCUGAGCGUCCUCCCAAAUCUAGUCAGGACCCAGGUGACUGGAGUCCUGGAUGACUGCUUGUGUGACAUUGACAGCAUUGAUAAAUUCAACACCUACAAAAUCUUCCCCAAAAUAAAAAAGUUACAAGAACGAGACUAUUUUCGUUAUUACAAGGUUAAUCUGAAGCGACCAUGUCCUUUCUGGGCAGAAGAUGGCCACUGCUCAAUAAAAGACUGUCAUGUGGAGCCCUGUCCGGAGAGUAAAAUUCCAGUUGGAAUUAAAGCUGGCCAUUCAAAUAAGUACUUGGGAGCGGUAAACAGCACCCUAGACCUGGAGGACUGUGAGCAGGCUAACAAGCUGGGGGCCAUCAACAGCACAUUAAGUAAUGAAAGCAAAGAAGCAUUCAUUGACUGGGCGAGAUAUGACGAUUCACAGGACCAUUUUUGUGAACUUGAUGAUGAACGAUCUCCUGCUGCACAGUAUGUGGACCUGCUGCUGAACCCAGAGCGGUACACUGGCUACAAGGGCUCCUCGGCAUGGCGGGUGUGGAACAGCAUCUACGAAGAAAACUGCUUCAAGCCUCGAUCUGUGUAUCGUCCUUUAAAUCCUCUGGCACCCAGCCGAGGGAAAGAUGAUGGAGAAUCAUUCUAUACGUGGCUAGAAGGUUUGUGCCUUGAGAAAAGAGUCUUCUAUAAGCUUAUAUCAGGACUUCAUGCCAGCAUCAAUUUACAUCUGUGUGCAAAUUAUCUUCUGGAAGAAACCUGGGGUAAACCUAGUUGGGGACCUAACAUCAAAGAAUUUAAACGUCGCUUUGACCCUGUGGAAACAAAGGGGGAAGGUCCAAGAAGGCUGAAGAAUCUGUACUUUUUAUACUUGAUAGAGCUUCGAGCUUUGUCAAAGGUGGCCCCUUAUUUUGAGCGCUCAAUUGUUGAUCUGUAUACUGGCAACUUGGAAGAGGAUGCUGACACCAAGACCCUACUGCUCAGCAUCUUUCAGGACACAAAGUCCUUUCCCAUGCACUUCGAUGAGAAAUCCAUGUUUGCUGGUGACAAAAAGGGGGCCAAGUCAUUAAAGGAGGAAUUCCGGUUACAUUUCAAGAACAUCUCCCGCAUCAUGGAUUGUGUUGGGUGUGAUAAAUGCAGAUUGUGGGGGAAACUGCAGACUCAGGGUUUAGGCACUGCCUUGAAGAUACUAUUCUCUGAAAAAGAAAUCCAAAAACUCCCAGAGAACAGCCCAUCCAAAGGCUUCCAGCUCACUCGGCAGGAAAUAGUUGCUCUUUUAAACGCUUUUGGGAGGCUUUCUACAAGUAUAAGAGAAUUACAGAACCUUAAAGCGUUAUUGCAGAACAGGAGGUAAUGAAGAAUUGUGUAUGUCUCCAUAGACAUAACGGACUGUGUGAAGCCUUUUAGCCUUGGACACUGAACAGAGAGACUUAAGUGUCUAAGACUUGAAGAAUUCUCAACUCUUAAAGAGAAAAUUCAAAUGUCCACUUGAAUAUUUAUGAUCCUUAAUAGACUAUCAAUUAGAGAUAUUUAUAAAUGAAGUAUAUACUUUAAAAUUGUAAGUUAUGCUAAUCCCAUGUUUGUUUCACAUUGGUUUUGUUUGUACUGUAUUACUCGUCAUUCCUAGUUGUCAAACUUUAAAUGACCGUGUCUGUCCUGAGAAGACUAUUCAGUCUGUUGUAGAAAGAGAACUAGGGAACCAGUGCUGCCUAGGGCUGGUCUCAGUGACAGAAAUUUGUCAAUGGUGUACUUAGUAUUUCAGCCUCGCUUAACCCUGUGUGUCAUCUUCUGUAAUACAGGGCUGUCGCGAUAAUGAAUAGGCCUUUCAAUGACUAGUGAGAGAGGUUCUGGAUGAUUUCCCAGGACUUCGACCAUUUUUAAAUGUUUAGUUGCUGUUGCUGCUUUGGUUUUGAAGGUGGGUAAGUGCCAUCCCAUGCUCACUUGGCCUGUGUACCCGAGGCUGGCUCAAGAGUGGCAUGUCCUUUACCUAAAGCCUACAGCUCUCUUUCUGAGUUUUCUUUUUGUUCCUUCCCUAAUUAUAGACAUUUUUAGUUGCUUUAUGAAAAGCCCUAUUUAUUUAAUGGAUUUUUUUCUUCACAAAAUUUGAAUGGGAUCCUAUGGGUUUAUAAUGCUAAUUGCAUUAUACACAAAUUUUGCUGUUUUAAAGUAAGCAUUUUAAAUAUUUGAUUUUGAACACAAUCUAUGCAAUCCUCUACCUCUGUGUGGCUCUGUCUGGUGAAGUGCUUCAGCAUGAGUGUGACCGCCUCCUCCCCUCUCUCCAUCUUCAG